UGCUCUGCCCUCCCCUUCUCUCCACGCCCUCAGUUGUUGAAAAGCCUGGGAACAGGGGGAAAGUACUCCUCUUUGAAUGGCAGGACCUGCACGAUGUGGAGCUUCAGUUUUCUCCUCUUUUGGGGGUGUUGUGGUAUAUACACCUGGGGGAUGCUCACAUUACCCACACUGGGAUCAAUGACAAGGCAUGAACGGCCACGGCGGUCAUCGUCGAGUCUUGAUGGGAAUGGGUGUACAGAUACCACCAUGUGUCCGGCAUAUGCAACCUGCACCAACACCUCAAGAAGUUACUACUGCUCUUGCAAAAGAGGCUUCCUGUCCAGCAAUGGAUUGAAGAUAUUUAAGGACCCAGGAGUGGAAUGCAAAGAUAUAGAUGAAUGUUCUCAAAGUCCCACACCAUGUGGUCCUAACUCAAUCUGCAGAAAUAUGCCUGGGAGAUAUAGGUGCAGCUGUAUGACUGGUUUCUCUUCUCCCACUGGAAAUAACUGGACCCCAGGAAAGCGAGGUCAUUUCACCUGUAGAGAUGUGGACGAAUGUGCCAAUCCCAGAAGUUGCCCAGAGCAUUCAACUUGCCACAACAGUCCUGGAAGUUACUCUUGUGUCUGCAACUCUGGUUUUCAAUCCAGAAGUGGAAGGAAAAGUUUCCAGGGGCUAAAAGAGAUGUGUCAAGAUGUGGAUGAAUGUGCGAGUCCCAGAAUUUGCCCAGAGCAUUCGACUUGCCACAACAGUCUUGGAAGCUACUCUUGUGCCUGCAACCCAGGAUAUAUCUCCAGAAGUGGAAAGAAGAGUUUCCAGGGACCAGGGGAGACAUGUCAAGAUGUGGAUGAAUGUGCCAAUCCCAGAAGUUGCCCAGAGCAUUCGACUUGCCACAACAGUCUAGGAAACUAUUCUUGUGUCUGCAACCCGGGUUUUCAAUCCAGAAGUGGAAGGAAAAGUUUCCAGGGACCAGGAGAGAUGUGUCAAGAUGUGGAUGAAUGUGCGAGUCCCAGAAUUUGCCCAGAGCAUUCGACUUGCCACAACAGUCUUGGAAGCUACUCUUGUGCCUGCAACCCAGGAUAUAUCUCCAGAAGUGGAAAGAAGAGUUUCCAGGGACCAGGGGAGACAUGUCAAGAUGUGGAUGAAUGUGCCAAUCCCAGAAGUUGCCCAGAGCAUUCGACUUGCCACAACAGUCUAGGAAACUAUUCUUGUGUCUGCAACCCGGGUUUUCAAUCCAGAAGUGGAAGGAAAAGUUUCCAGGGGCCAGGAGAGAUGUGUCAAGAUGUGGAUGAAUGUGCGAGUCCCAGAAUUUGCCCAGAGCAUUCGACUUGCCACAACAGUCUUGGAAGCUACUCUUGUGCCUGCAACCCAGGAUAUAUCUCCAGAAGUGGAAAGAAGAGUUUCCAGGGACCAGGGGAGACAUGUCAAGAUGUGGAUGAAUGUGCCAAUCCCAGAAGUUGCCCAGAGCAUUCGACUUGCCACAACAGUCUAGGAAACUAUUCUUGUGUCUGCAACCCGGGUUUUCAAUCCAGAAGUGGAAGGAAAAGUUUCCAGGGGCCAGGAGAGAUGUGUCAAGAUGUGGAUGAAUGUGGGAGUCCCAGAAGUUGCCCAGAGCAUUCGACUUGCCACAACAGUCUUGGAAGCUACUCUUGUGCCUGCAACCCAGGAUAUAUCUCCAGAAGUGGAAAGAAGAGUUUCCAGGGACCAGGGGAGACAUGUCAAGAUGUGGAUGAAUGUGCCAAUCCCAGAAGUUGCCCAGAGCAUUCGACUUGCCACAACAGUCUUGGAAACUACUCUUGUGUCUGCAACCCGGGUUUUCAAUCCAGAAGUGGAAGGAAAAGUUUCCAGGGACCAGGAGAGAUGUGUCAAGAUAUAGGUGAAUGUUCUCAAACGCCCCCACCUUGUGGUCCUAACUCAAGCUGCAGAAACUUGCCAGGAAGGUAUGAGUGCAGCUGUUUGACUGGUUUCUCUUCUCCCACUGGAAAUAAUUGGAUCCCUGGAAAGUCAGGUCAUUUUACCUGCACAGAUGUGGAUGAAUGUGCCAAUCCCAGAAGUUGCCCAGAGCAUUCAACUUGCCACAACAGUCUUGGAAGCUACUCUUGUGUCUGCAACACUGGAUAUGAAUCCAGAAGUGGAAAGAAGAAUUUCCAGGGACCAGGAGAGACAUGUGAAGAUGUGGACGAAUGUUCCAGGAACUCAACUCUUUGUGGUCCCAGUUCUGUCUGCACCAACCUCCCAGGAAAAUACAGCUGCUCCUGCUUGCCGGGGUUCUUUUCACCUGGUGUGUGGACCCCUGAAAAACCUGAGGCUUUCAAGUGUGCAGAUAUUGACGAGUGCCUUCAGGAUCCCUCACGAUGCGGCCCAAAUUCUGUCUGCACCAACACCCUGGGCUCCUACAGCUGUGGCUGCGUUGUAGGCUUUCAUCCCAAUCCAGAAGGCUCCGGGAAACACGGCAACUUCAGCUGCCAAAGGAUUCCCUUCAAGUGUAAAGAUGAUGUGAUACACAACAACACGCAGGUCCAGUUAUGCCAUGUGGGAGCAGAGGUGGAGCCUAAAAAUGUUUCCUUUUGUGCGCUGAUAAAUGCCACCCUCAGCGUUCUGGACAAUGUCUGUGAAAACAAAACCACCGUCGUCUCUCUGAAGAGUACGGCUAAGAGAUUUGCUUCUGUGAUUGAAAAAACAUCCAAGUGGUCCAACUUCACCAAAGAAGAGACCUCUACGCUGGCCACAGUCUUGAUGGAGAGCGUGGAAAGCACCAUGUUGGCAGCUUUUCUGAAACCCUCAGCGAAUGUCAGUCAGACUAUUCAGACGAAACACUUAGAUAUGGAGAGCAAAGUGAUUGGCAAAAAAUGCACUAAAGAGAAUGAGACGUUUAAGUUGAAAGCAAAAGGGGAUGAAAUGAAGAUUUGGUGUUCCACAAUCGAAGAAUCUGAAUCCACAGGGAUCAACGGGGUGGCUUUCGUUUCCUUUGCGGGUAUGGAGUCUAUUUUGGAUGAGCGCUUCUUGAAAGAUCUUCAGAUCCCCUGGGCCAUCUCCAAGAAGAAGCUGAAGAUGAAUUCUCGUGUUGUUGGGGGCAUCAUAACAGGAGGGAAGAAAGACGGGUUCUCUAAACCAGUCAUCUAUACUCUGGAGAACAUUAAGCCAAAGCAGGAUUUUGAGAGUGCUAUCUGCGUUUCCUGGAAACCGGACGUGGAGGGAGGCAGAUGGACAGCAUCAGGCUGUGUGCUCCUUGAAGCUUCCAAGACGCAUACUGUCUGCGGCUGUAACCGAAUGGUGAACUUGGCCGUCAUCAUGGCUUCCGGGGAGGUCACGAUGGAGUUCACCCUGUACCUCAUUAGUCACGUGGGCACGAUCAUCUCACUGGUGUGUCUUGCCAUGGCCAUCAUCACCUUCCUUCUGUGCCGCACCCUCCGAAACCAGAACACCUACAUCCACCUGCAUCUCUGCAUAUGCCUCUUCUUGGCCAAGAUGCUGUUUCUCACUGGUGUGGACAAGACUGACAGCCAGAUCGGCUGCGCCCUCAUCGCAGGCUUUCUGCACUACCUUUUCCUUGCGUGCUUCUUCUGGAUGCUGGUGGAGGCUGUGAUGCUCUUCCUUAUGGUCCGGAACCUGAAAGUGGUGAAUUACUUCAGUUCUCGAAACAUUAAGAUGCUGUAUCUCUGCGCCUUUGGCUAUGGGCUCCCGGGGCUGGUGGUGGCUGUCUCUGCUGGCUUACAACCACAGGGUUAUGGGAUGUAUAAUCGCUGCUGGCUGAAUACAGAAACGGGGUUCAUCUGGAGCUUCCUGGGGCCGGUGUGCACAAUUAUAGUGGUCAAUUCCAUCCUCCUGACUUGGACACUAUGCAUCCUGAGGCAGAAGCUUUCUAGUGUCAAUGCGGAAGUCUCCACACUCAAAGACACCAGGUUGCUGACCUUCAAAGCCUUUGCCCAGAUCUUCAUCUUGGGGUGCUCCUGGGUGUUAGGCAUUUUCCAAAUUGGACCCAUGGCCAAUAUCAUGGCUUAUCUGUUCACCGUCAUCAACAGCUUGCAGGGGGCCUUCAUCUUUCUCAUUCAUUGUGUGCUCAGCCGCCAGGUACGGGAAGAAUACAGAAGAUGCAUGACCAGGAAGACCAAACCCAGCUCUGAGACCCAGACCUCAGGGAUCUUACUGUCGUCCGUUCCCUCCACUUCCAAAACGGGUUGAAGUCUCUUCUUGCUUUCAAAUAUACAGUGGAACAACAUCUCAGGAAAGCAGGUGCCUGCAGAAGCCUUCUCUGAAAUCUCUUCUCAGCUUAAUGUGGAAAUGCAGUAUCUCGCCAGCCCUAGAACUCUCUGGGAAAUUUGGAUUAUGGAUGAUUGGGUGGGGUGGUCUUCCCAUGGCUUCCUGCCCUGGUGAGAAAAGAAGAGCUUCUGUUCCAGCUUACCAUUUUAUCUUCCAUGUUCUGCAACUCUGACUUUUCAGAGUUUUAUGGAGAUAACAGAUCGCAGUGAGAUGGCAGGACCAAGAACUUCUGGCUACCACUUUGAUUUGUCCCAAGUCCACUGAUGUGUGGCUUUAAGCGUGCCUCUCCAGCUUCUAUCACAUGCUUCACACACAGAGUAGCCCUUAAUAAAUGAUUUGUUUUCUGA
Messenger RNA from Bubalus bubalis (water buffalo), 4583 nucleotides. RefSeq names its product adhesion G protein-coupled receptor E1 (gene ADGRE1). Lineage: Eukaryota; Metazoa; Chordata; Mammalia; Artiodactyla; Bovidae. The record is from RefSeq and is a predicted model, not a curated record. Gene Ontology annotation, molecular function: calcium ion binding; G protein-coupled receptor activity. The transcript is spliced from 31 exons. The coding region runs from base 94 to 4158 and encodes 1354 amino acids. Gene Ontology annotation, biological process: G protein-coupled receptor signaling pathway; cell surface receptor signaling pathway. Gene Ontology annotation, cellular component: membrane.